CUCACUUUCCAGCCGCAUCCAUCGCUUCCUCUUGAAUUGACCAGAUCGCACAUGGACAGCACCACACUCCGCUGACAUCCGCGAUGCCAUCGAGCGCUCCCGCUGUCGCUACAGUGACCCAGAACGACGCGCCCAAGCUGGCCAACGGCAAUGGGGAUACCAGCAUUAGGCCGCUGUGCGCGCAGCUUGCGUCUAGACUAAAUGCUUUCCUGGCUGCCGAGCCUGAGUCCGAGAUGCUGCGUGGGGUGCAGGAGCAGACGAGGACGGCGCUGGGGGUGAUCACCACAGCGCUCGAGAAAUACACAUUGGAGGAAAUAUCUAUAUCCUACAACGGCGGCAAAGACUGUCUCGUCCUCCUCAUCCUCUUCCUCUGCGCCCUGGCGACUCACCCCGCCCCGCUUCCCGCCCGCCUACAAAGCGUCUACAUUAUCUCCCCCCACCCUUUCCAGGAGGUGGAUGACUUCGUCGACGAGUCAGAGGCCGAUUACUCCCUGGGGCUCGCACGGUAUGCGAUGGAUAUGAAGGCGGCGUUUGCGAAGUACCUGGAGGACGAGCCGAGGGUGAAGGCGAUUUUUGUCGGAACAAGGAGGACAGAUCCGCAUGGAAUGCUGUUGACGCAUUUUGAUCCCACAGAUCAGGGCUGGCCGGCGUUUAUGCGGGUGCACCCGGUGAUUGAUUGGCACUAUGCCGAGAUUUGGGGGUUUAUUCGAGCGAUGGAAGUGCCAUAUUGCCGGUUAUACGACCAGGGCUAUACCUCGUUGGGGGGGACUACAGAUACGCACCCCAAUCCGGCAUUGAAGGCAGAUAAGGGAGAUGGGACAAAGGACGAUAAGUUUAGACCCGCGUAUGAGCUGGUAGAAGACAAGGCGGAGAGAUUAGGUAGGGAAAAAUGAGGGGUGGCGGGGAGGGAGGGUGACUCAUGAGAUGCAUAGAAUAGCGACGCCGUUUUGUAUAUAUUUUUCGCGAAGCGAUCACCAUAGAAGCAUUUUUAGUCCCUAGAGCUAUGAAAAUUGGG
Pseudogymnoascus verrucosus is the source of this 1015-nucleotide messenger RNA. It is a transcript of the gene FAD1, whose product is annotated as 3'-phosphoadenosine 5'-phosphosulfate sulfotransferase. The record is from RefSeq and is a predicted model, not a curated record. Gene Ontology annotation, biological process: FAD biosynthetic process. Lineage: Eukaryota; Fungi; Ascomycota; Leotiomycetes; Thelebolales; Thelebolaceae. The coding region runs from base 84 to 893 and encodes 269 amino acids. The transcript has 3 exons. Gene Ontology annotation, molecular function: FMN adenylyltransferase activity.